Molecule: messenger RNA, 1415 nt
Organism: Pistacia vera
Lineage: Eukaryota; Viridiplantae; Streptophyta; Magnoliopsida; Sapindales; Anacardiaceae
Product: protein DETOXIFICATION 14-like
Exons: 7
Coding region: 1-1386 (461 amino acids)
Biological process (GO): xenobiotic detoxification by transmembrane export across the plasma membrane
Cellular component (GO): membrane
Molecular function (GO): xenobiotic transmembrane transporter activity; antiporter activity
Source: RefSeq, a predicted model, not a curated record
AUGGAGAAGAGAUUGGGAAGAUUUGUUGAAGAGCUGAAGAAGGGGAGUCGUAUAGCGGCUCCAAUGGUGGCAGUCUCUGUGUUUCAGUACCUUCUGCAAGUAGGAUCAGUAGUUAUGGUCGGACAUGUGAGCCAACUCGCUCUUUCUAGUGUUGCCAUUGCCACCUCUCUCACCAAUGUCACCGGUUUCAGUCUUCUCUCAGGGAUGGCUGGUGGAUUGGAAACUCUAUGCGGACAGGCUUAUGGAGCGAAACAAUAUCGAAAGCUUGGAAUCCAUACUUACAGUGCCAUCAUUUCGCUCAUCCUGGUUUGCUUUCCAGUCAUUAUCCUAUGGAUCUUUAUGGACAGAUUCUUAAUUCUUAUCGGCCAAGACCCUGCAAUCUCACUUGAAGCCCGAAAGUACUCGAUGUGGCUGAUCCCAGCAUUGUUUGGAAGUGCAGUCCUUAAACCUCUGACUAGAUAUUUGCAGACUCAGAGUUUGAUUCUUCCAAUGCUCACAAGUUCAUUUUUCAUUCUAUGUUUCCAUGUACCAGUAUGUUGGAUUCUUGUGUUUAAAUUGGGAUUGGGAAAUCUUGGUGCAGCUUUAGCCUUCAGUUUAUCCACAUGGUUGAAUGUGAUACUGCUUGGAAUUUAUGCGAUGUACUCUUCAGCUUGUGAGAAAACUCGUGCGACAUUGUCCAAAGAAACUUUUCUUGCCAUGGGACAGUUCUUUCGCUUGGCUGUACCUUCUGCUAUAAUGAUUUGUCUUAAAUGGUGGUCAAUGGAGCUGCUAACUUUAUCAUCUGGCCUCUUACCAAAUCCGAAGCUGGAGACUUCAGUGCUUUCUAUAUGCCUUACAAUCUCUACAUUGCAUUUCACCAUACCUUAUGGGUUUGGAGCUGCUGCAAGUACCCGGGUUUCAAACGAAUUGGGAGCUGGAAAUCCGCUAGUGGCUAGAAUGGCUGUGUGGGCUGCACUGUUUCUCGCUUCCAUAGAGGCAGUGACAAUAAGCACUGUGCUCUUCAGCUGCCGCAAUGUGUUGGGAUAUGCUUACAGCAGCGACAAGCAAGUUGUUAAAUAUAUUGCCGUCAUGACCCCUCUGAUUUGUCUCUCAGUUAUUACAGAUAGCUUCCAAGCAGUCCUUUCUGGAGUUGCAAGGGGAAGUGGGUGGCAGCAUAUAGGAGCAUACAUAAAUCUUGGGGCAUUUUACCUGGUUGGGCUUCCUAUUGCUGGAGUACUGGGUUUUGUAGCACAUUUAAAAGGGAAAGGCCUUUGGAUUGGAAUAGUGGCUGGUUCAAUUGUGCAAUUAACUUUUCUAUCCCUUAUAACAAGUUUAACAAAUUGGAAAAAACAGGCAACUAAGGCCAGACAGCGAGUGUUUGAAGAGAGUUCUGAACAGAACGGCUGAGUCAAGCACUGUGGAUUAAAAGAUUGAUG